Drosophila willistoni is the source of this 9065-nucleotide messenger RNA. RefSeq lists its product as uncharacterized. The transcript is spliced from 27 exons. Lineage: Eukaryota; Metazoa; Arthropoda; Insecta; Diptera; Drosophilidae. The record is from RefSeq and is a predicted model, not a curated record. Bases 652 to 8802 code for a protein of 2716 amino acids.
AACAGAACACAAUUGCUAAAAAUGUUCAAUCAUAGAAAUUUAAUACCAAAGAUGUGAACAAAUAAAGAAAUACAAAUAACAAACAAACAUAUACAUACAUAGAGAGAAAGCAAGCAAGUAAACAAGAAAGCAAGAGGGAAAGAGAAACGGAAUAAAAAAAAAGUGCAAACCAGUGCAAACUAAGAACAACAAAAAAACAAAAAAAAACAUCAGAAGAGAAAUGGAACUGCAAUAUACAAAUCAUAAAAUAAAAGAAAAAUUCAUUUAAAUGCCAAAAAUAAGAAAUUCAAACAUUGAAAAGUAAAUGCAAUACGAUAACCAAAACUGAAUAGAAUCGUAUCGAAUCGAAUCGAAUCGCAUUAAAACGAACCGAAACGAAACGAAUCAAAAUAAGACAUCAUCAACAACAUCAUACCAACCAACACCAUCUUUUCCUUCUCCUCCUCUACUUCCCCUCUUCUACUGCAGCGCCCACAAAAAACACGCUUUGAAUGUGCUUGAGUGAAUUGAAUGCAAAGAAGAUCCAAGGAGAACGCCAAGCGAAGACAUCAUAACAAAUAGUAUAUAUAUUAAAUAUAUAUACAUACACACUGAGUUAACCAGAAAUCGGUGCAACAUUGCGUCAAUAUCAUCAUUAACCACAUUGGCAACAUGUUGCUGAGGCGCUUACAACAAAUCAGCAACGGCGGCAACAAGACGCUAAUCGGAUUUCAAUGGAACCCCAAGGGUCUGCUGCUGUUGCUGUUUAGCUUGGCAAUUGCCAUUGGCCAGAGUACAGCUCAAAUUGAUCGCACAAUAAGCGAACAUGAGAGCAAAAAUGUAGUUCUACCCUGUCCGGUCAAUGAACAGAAAUGCGGUAAACUGCAUUCAUUGAAUUGGUUUAAGGGCGAUGGUCGUAUCGCUGCCAUGCUACUGGGUGAUAGCAAUGUGACGAGUGUAAACAAAGAAUUUGAAAAUAGAGUAACAGUUGAACAAAAUCCAUACAGAUUAGUUAUUAAGGACUUAAAAAUAUCUGAUGAGGAUAUCUAUCUAUGUGAUACAACAUUUUAUAUACCCGAGGAAACGUGUGAUAACUUCAAUGGCUAUCGUGUUGAACUGAGAGUCCUAGUGCCACCCACUGAGGUUGUGAUUUUGGACGCUAAGGGCGACCGCAUCGAGAACGGAAGCAUCGUGGGACCCCUGCAGGAGCGCCAAUCUCUAAAGGCAACGUGCACUGUGAAGAACACACGUCCCCAGCCAGAUGUGGGCUGGUUCCGUGGCACCAAGCGCCUGGCAACAUAUUCGCCCACUCAUGAUCUAAAGGAUGGACUAUACACAUCAACACUUGAAUUGGAUUGGCAAUUAUCACGUGAAGACCUCGCCCAGGAUAUUGAAUGUCGUGUGGAAUCGGCGGCCAUAAAGAAUGCAAUUGUUACCAAAUUCAGUGUGGAUUUGCAAGUGCGUCCCACAAGCAUAGACAUCAAUGGAGUGGAACAUCAUACAGUACAGGGCAGUAAAGUGGUGCUAACAUGUGAUAUUCAUGGUGCACGCCCAGCGGUUAAUCUAACUUGGUAUAAUGCCACAUCAAUUAUUAACCCAGAGGAAAAUGAACUAACCGAAAUACGAACCAAAGCGUUUGAAAAAGAGGAUGGCACCUAUCACACCCAAUCGGAAUUGAUUUUUAAUGCCACUCGUUUUGAAAAUGUGCGCGUUUUUCGCUGUGAGGCUGAGAAUAUUGUUUUACAAAUCAAUCGAGAGAAGGCCAUAUCAUCGGCCAUGACAUUGGAAGUGUUGUAUCCACCCGUUGUUAGGGUCAAUCCACCAGAAUUAGUCGUGAAUACAAGUGAAAUAAUUUUGCUUAAUUGUGAAUAUAUCUCAAAUCCGGCAUCGCUAACCGAAGUUAUAUGGUAUCGAAAUAAUGAAACUGUCAAUGUGAAUGAUACGGAUCAUUAUCAGGGUGGAAAUUCUGAUAAUGUAGCCCUGGUUAUUAAAUCAACCAGAAAGGAGGAUAUUGGCAAUUAUACAUGCGAACUAUCGAAUGCCAUUGGCAAAGGUUCAUCAGAUCAAUUAAUCGAUUUGGAUGUUCAAUAUGUUCCCCGUGUGGAGGUUCUUAUGAUACCAGAGGGACCUGUCAAAGAGAGCGAUGAAUCGAAUGUAACCCUAUUCUGUAAUAUUAUCGAUGCCAAUCCAUCGAUGUUAACCAAAGUGCGUUGGUAUGCCAACUCUACUCUGCUCAAAGAGCUACCCGAUUGUGAGGAAACAAGAGAGGAUCUUUGCCAUAUUGAUCCCAGUAAAUUGUUAUUGGAGAGUAUUGGACGUGGUUUCUUUUACAAUUAUUCCUGUGAAGGUCUAAAUGCUGCUGGCUGGGGUCCUCGCAGUGAGGAGAAGGAACUAAUGGUACACUAUGAGCCUGGACCGGCAACUCUGACUCAUUUCCCUCCGAUUGCUGUUAAAAAGAAGAGUGUGAUAUUCUCCUGCUCUGUGGAUGAUCCGGGUUAUCCCGAAUCGAAUAGAUAUCGUUGGUUACGCGGCGGUCGUGGCCCCCUUCAGGAUAUUGUCACCAAGGACUGGACAGUGGAGCCAGUUGGCCUAGACAGCCGAACGAACUACUCGUGCUAUGCAUACAAUGAGGGCGGCAAGGGUGUUAUGGCCACAGUCAAUUUGGAGGUACAUGCACCGCCAUUUUUCAUCAAGAAUCUGUCACCAUAUACGGGCAUGCUGCAUUCCUCGGCCAAUGCCAAUCUGACCUGUCGCAUUGAGUGUGUGCCACGCUGUGAGAUCUCCUGGCUGAAGGAUGGUGUGCCGAUUGAGAAGAACGAUACCCGUUACUUUGUCAAAGAGAAGUAUAUGGAUGCCUCCCCGGCAACUGGUGAUUUUGAGAGUAUGCUCUCAGUUUUGCACUUCAAUAUGUCAAAUUGGCCAAAUAAAAAAUUCGAUAUUGAAGCAGAUAAUGCGAAUUAUUCAUGCGUCUCCACAUCGAAUUCAGUGGGAGCGGGCAUCAAGAGUGCCACCUACUUUAGCAUUGAAUAUGCCCCCGAUAAUACAACCGUUUCGGAGAGCAUUGUCUAUGUGCAGGAAGAUACCAUACCGGGACGUGUCAUAUGCAAAUCUCGAGCUAAUCCCGAGCCAUCGUAUGAAUGGCGUUUCCGCGACCAGACCAUCACCCGGGGUAACGCUUUGAUUAUCAAUAAGGCAAUGCAACGCAAUGAUAAUGGCACCUACACCUGUCUGGCGUUUAAUAAGCAUGGCAAGAGUAUUGCCGAAACCGUAAUCGAUGUCCAAUUUAAACCACGCUGUGAAAUUGAAAGACAAGAGAUCGAUGACCAGGAUACAUUAAUUUGCACAGCAUACGGAAAUCCUGAAGAGGCCGAUUUUUCAUGGUCAAUUAAAGCUGAAAAUGAAACUGUAGAAUCUUUGGGCAAUGGCGAUAAAAAGGCUUCUGUUAGCAAAAGCUAUUAUAUACUACAAGAGGAUUAUGCCAUUGCCAGAACCUAUAGAUGUGUGGCCAAUAAUACUGUCGGCUUGGGUGCAUUCUGUGACAUUGAAGUUGCCGAACAACGGGCUUGGUGGCAGCGAUGGGACAAAACAACGCUCAUUAUAUUGGUGGCCGCCAUAUUGGGCUUAUUGCUAGCCGUCAUUAUCAUUUGUUGCAUAAUCAUUUGCAUUUGCCGUCGACGUCGGCGACAGGAUAAAUCCAAACCUACUACUACAACAACAACUGCAACCACACAAUGCACCCACAAUUCCACCAAACCAACCACAUCAACAUCAUCAAAAACAAUAUCAACUAUCAGUGUGCUAUCAUAUCAGCCAGUUUUGCCACAAGUGGGCAUUGCCCUGCCCCUACAAGAUACAACAACAAAUUCUGCAGCGGCAGCAACAGCAGCGGCAGGAACAUUGCUGCCAGCUACUUUGUUGCCACCGCAGCAAGAAAAACAUGAACAACAGCAACAACAGCAACAGCAACAAAAAGAAUCGCUACCCGCAGCCGAAAACAACAACGACGAGUUGUUGCUGGCCACGCCUCCGACCACCAUUGAGCGAAAUGGUGGACAUGGAAAUAUACCAAAAUCACCCCCACGCUGGCCACUGCGUCCCGGCGUGAUGGUACAUGUGAGCAGCGAUACCAAAGAGAAUCUAGCCGUGAAUCGUAUGACAUUGAAACCGAAUCUCAGUGGGGCAGGGCAGGCAGGGAAUGCAAGUCAGUUGUCGGCACAAUUGAGUGCCGUAUUGAAUGAUACUCAAACAACUAACUCCAAUAGCACCAUGUUAACCGAGGUGACGGACACAACAAUACCAAUACCAAUAGCAACAACAACAACAGCAACUGGAACAGCACUAGGAACAACACCAACAACAACAGCUAGUGGAUUAUCAUCGACACGUUUGGGCAGUCGAAGAAUGAUCAAAAUAAAACCAUUAUCAUCAACAGAUGAACAUGAGGCCACAUCGUCUGGUCCAGAAGCAACAUAUUGUCUGGAGAGCCCAAGCGGAAUAAUGCCAUCGGCAUCGACAACAAAUUCAUCAUCGAGAGUGGAAAGGAUAUUGGCCUUUGUCUUUAGACGGGCCAAGAAAUCACCAGAUGAUGGCAUACGCGAUAGCCAGAGAAGUCAUGUGGGUCUAUUGCAAACAUUUUGGCGAGGACGUGGCAAUAAUAAUGACGUAGCAGCAGCAGGAGCAGCAGCAGCAGCCAGUCCAUUUGGCGUCCAGCAUCGCCUCAAGGGAAUACGCUGCAGUGGCAGUGGUAAAGAUUUAAAGAAACCCCCAACUAAUCAAACAACGACAACAACAGCAGCAACAUCAACAACAUCAUCAACGGCAACGGCGACAACAUUGAAAGAUGUCAUCAGCAACGUAGUUCACAAUCCCACCAGUGUCCAAUCACAUGCCUCUGUGACAUUUCAAGCGCCUUUAUUAGACAAGCCAGCAACGCCAGCAACAGUAAUGGCUACAGCAACAGCAACGGCAAUGGCAACUGUAAUACAGGACACCACAACAACCACACUAAAAUCUCCCCAAGGAGCAACAGCUGCAACAGCUCCCAUAGUCCGCGUUGGGCCUGGCGUGAGUUCCUUGGAGCGUCAUCAUCCCAAACAACAGAGGAGCAUCUUAAAAUCUCCCACACCACCGCCACGCCCACCGCCACCAAUGUUGCCCUUGCGUCAUGGCCAUGGACAGCAGAAGCAGCAACAACAAUUGUCCACCAGCAACAUACCCAUCAGGAGCAGAAGCAGAAGCAACAGCAGCUGCAGCAGCAACACAAUCACCACAUUGCCUCCAUUGCUCAAACGCACGGUCCUCGUAUCACCCAGCAGCAAAAUCGAACGCGUUCAAAUACACGACAAGUCGUCUUCACUGGGGGAUCCAUUGACGGAACCUGGCGAGUAUGAGAAUCUACCAUUUCAUGGCCUCCAAACGGCUCCCAACAAGUUCUCUACUACCCCUACAAAUUUUAAUAACAACACAAAUGUGGUGCGCGUCGCUCCACGACCCAAGAGACUCAAUGGAAGUAUCAGUCAGCCAAUGAACAGCCAGCAGCAGCAGCAGCAGCAACAACAUCAGCAACAUCACCAGACUCUGCAACAUCCUCAUCCUCACCAGCAGCAAAUUUACUACGACCAGCAGCAGCAACAGCAGCAACAACAACUACAACAACAACAUGGGCAACAGUACAACACCAUGCACCGCCUGCCAGCUUCGGCGGCUCAACAGCAUAAUCGUAGUUUGAAUGAACUCGACGAUAGCUCGCAUCAUCAAAUACAAUAUAAUCUGAGCAAUUGUUUCCCCAAAAGCUAUACAGAAUACUAUCAGCAACAUCACCAACAACAGCAGCAUCAGCAUCAGCAUCAGCAGCACCAGCAACAUCAGCAACAACAACAGCAGCAGCAGCAACAACAACAACAUCAUCAUCAAAAAUUGCCUGGAACUGCGCAGCAAAAAUUUCAUACAAAUUCUGCAUCGAAUAUUCAGCUAUUGAAUGCAAUUGAACAUGAUUAUCAACCCACCUAUGCGGUAGUUGAACGUGGUGUUCCACCACCGCCGCCAGCACCAACCUCUGCUCUACUCAAUACAAAUCCAUUUCUGGCUGCUAGCAAUUUUAAGAAAUAUGAUGCAGCAGGCGAAGAAUUGCACGGCAGCAUGCAGCGAGGUAAACGUGGAAAAUCUGGCGGAAUCGGUGGCAUUGGGAUAGGCGGCGGACAAGAUACGGAUAAAAAGUUUUAUUCACUGAAAUUUCCGGGAAGCAAUAAGUUUAAGAAGCCACCGAUAAAUAGUUUAAACUCCUCCCUGGUAUCCAAUUCAUUGGCAUCAAGUGCAUCGAAAUGCAAAAGACAUCAUUCCUUUGCUGGUGGCGGCCAUGGCGAUAUUGAUUCCAGUGGUAAGCCCAUGCUUCUCUAUGAUCCACCUGUUUAUGAAAACGUUGCCGACAAUAUCGAUGUGGAUAUGGGCGGCGGCAGCAGUAACCUGAACAUAAAUCUGGCCACUGUGCAGCUACAUUCCCAGCCAUCAACAACAAUAGCAACAUCAACAGUUGGUGGCGGCACUGUAGGGGGAGCUGCUGUCGUUUCGCAUCACAAAAAAAAACAUCACCAUCGCCAGCACCAGCAAAAAAAUGAUAUAGUCGGAGGAGGAGGAAUAGGUGUGGGAGGAGCAGCAGGAGCAUCUGGUGGUGCCGACUUUCAGCUAAUGGAACCCGAACGUCUGAGCAUUUAUAGAAGUGACUCCGGUAUAUCCAAUAGCUCUUACGAGUCCCAUUUGCCCACCACAGCAAUGGGGGGUCAUCAACGUGCACAAAAAUCUCACAAGUCGGGAAAUGCUAAUAGUACAGCAGUGGGAACGUCAGCUGGAGGAAUCAAUUCGUCCUCAGGGCUAUUGGGUCGCAAACCCGUCUACAUGAAUGUUGAGGACGAGCGCUCCGGUUCACCUGCCCAUAUUAAUUCCUCCUAUGAAUCGGCAUCCUCCACCAGCCAUCCCGGAGGCGGAGGCAUUAGCGGUAGCGGCGGUGGUGGUGGAGUCACAGAUCCAACAUCUCUCUCAUCCUGCACAUCGCUAUAUAGCAGUGGUACUGGAGGCACAGCUGCCUCCUCUUCACGUUGCAAUCGUCAUCACCAGCAGAUACAGCAGCAAAUACAAAAGCAAACGACAGCAACGGACAUAACAACACCUGAGGAUUACGAACAGUACCAAUUGGGCCAUCAGCCAGCUCAUUCGGCCUCCAUGCUCUCUGUAGCCAGUAGUCUCAGUGUCGCCAGCAGAGGUAAAAGCAAGACAACAGCAACAAUGUCGCAGCAUAAUCUUCAGCAGCAGCAACAGCAACGCGUAAUUUCCACAACUCCAGCUUCCUAUGAGCAAAUCAAAUUGCUGGCUACUAAUCCAUUUCUAGCAAUUAAACGGAUCAACAAAAUCAGCAGCAGCAACAGCAACAACAAUAAUAACACCUGCAACAAGAAACUACGACGACAAACCAUCAGUGACCCCUACGCACAUAUCAAACGGUACAAUGCAGAUACCCUUAAUGCCAACCACCAACAAUACGACGGUAAUUCAGAAGCCUUUGCUGCCCACGGUGAUAGCAGCUCCAAAUCCGCGCCAGCUGCGUCAUCAGCAGCAACAUCGUUCACACAACAACAGCAACAAUACCAGCAGCAGCAGCAGCAGCAACAAAUUAGCGAUGACAACAGGAACAACAACAACAAUGGCUAUCAUCAACAACAAAUGCUAAUGCCAAACGAAUUGCUGCUGCAGGCAACACAAUUAGCUUCCACCUCGAAUACAGUUGGAAAUUUAAGAUAUGUGCCGCCCAUAGUACCGCCUAAUGCUGCCCACUUGCAUUCACACCCACAUCCAUUGGCAACAGCAGCAACAGCAGCAGAUGGUGCCUACGAUUGUCUGGUGGUGCGUCGCCCAAUGCGUCUGCCAUUGCGCAAACAUCACACCUUCCACUUUCAGACCACCCAGACGGCCAAUGGCAAACUACAGCAACUACGUCAGCAGCUGCAAAAGGAGAAAAUGGAUCAUCAUCAUCAGCGGCAUAAAGAGGGCGACUAUCGUCCAUUGACUCUGAAUGAGCGUCAUGCCUUUAAGCCAAUUUCACCCACACCAGCAACAACAGCAACAAUAACAACAGCAACAGCAACAUCAUCAGCAACAGCUGCUCCUGCUGCCGAAGAAGAUGCGGCAGCAACAGCAGUUGAGAGCAUAGAGCCAGAUUUAACUAAAGCUAAACUGCAACACCAGCAGCAGCAGCAACAGCAGCAACAACACAAGCACAUACAGCAGCAACUAAAUCCCGCCGCCUCAUUGGAGGCAUUAGAGGUGCUAACUAAAACGCAUCCAGACUUUAAGUUUACACAACCAAGAAAGGAACACAGCGAGCAAAUGAUUAUUUCUGCCGCAUCAGCGGAAGCCAAUGAAGAGGAUGAAGAGGAUCUUGGCUAUAGCUUUUGCGAGGAGGAAUAUAUGGUAGAUGGAAAUGGAGACGAAGAUCGCAUUGAGGACGAUGAAGAUCCGUAUGCAAAUGGUGAUACAAAUGCCACAGCACCGCCUCCAACCCCCUCGCAUACGAAUGCCGCAACACAGCAACAGCAAACGGCAAUUGCCAAUGCAACAGCUGGGGCAUUAAGAUACUUUAUGACCCAAAGCUAUCGCGAAGUUCACAUUAAAAAAGCAAACGAAAAGCCACUGAAUGCAGCCAAUUUUGAUGAUGAAUUCAUCUAUGCCGAUCUCGAGAGUCAGCACUAUGGUCCCAUCAAUUAUAAAGCCGCCUCUCUCUAUGCCCAGGUGAAGAAGAACAAGAAGACGGGAGCUAUGGAAGAAUUGAAAUAGUUGAUUUAAUUAUCAAUCAAUCAAAACCAACAACAACUACUAUCUUUUUUGCAUUUCAUGUAAAAUCUUUCGGUUUACUUGCUUUUCUAAACAAUUAUGAUAAACCCUAUCCCAAGAAUCCCGCACUCACACACACACAAAAAAAAAAAACACAAACACAAACGAACAAAUACAACUCAUGGUUUUUUUUUAUUCAUCAUGGUCAAAUGAGCUUCUCUAGAAACCAAAAAAGAAAAACCCACAAAAAAAUACAACAAAAAAAA